This is a messenger RNA of Mercurialis annua (annual mercury), 1529 nucleotides long. Its product is annotated as protein WEAK CHLOROPLAST MOVEMENT UNDER BLUE LIGHT-like 1. The transcript is spliced from 2 exons. The record is from RefSeq and is a predicted model, not a curated record. The coding region runs from base 54 to 1529 and encodes 491 amino acids. Lineage: Eukaryota; Viridiplantae; Streptophyta; Magnoliopsida; Malpighiales; Euphorbiaceae.
UUAAACCCUAGAACUUGCUGGUUCUUUUGGAUUGUUUCUUGUAUUUCAAGAAAAUGGGUGAGAUUGAUACUAAACAUAUUGAAUCUGUACAAGUUGCGUUAACUUUGUUCGGCGAGAAAUGUGAUCAGAAGAAACUCCGUUCCGGCAGUAGUAGCAGCAGCAGCAGCAGUUUUGAUCAGGAGACGGACAUUGAAGGGCUACAGAAGGAUUUGGCAAAUUACAAGGUGCAGACUGAAGCAAAAGAUGCUGCCUAUUUGCAGCUAUUACAUAAACUAGACCAUUACCAUGAAACAACUCAGGAACUUUCUGAUCAGUUGAAGAAUUCUGAGGUUCAGAGAGAUAAAUAUUUCGAAGAAUGCCAAGAAGCUAGAGCUCGAGUCAAUGAACUUGAGGCAAAGCUGAAGGAGAUGACCGAUCAAUCACAGGAAGUUAUUAAGAUAAAGGAACAACUUACGCAUGUUUUAAGCGAAUUGAAGGCGGUACAGGACGAGGUUCUUAGUAUGGAAACAGAACUUGUUGCUGCCAGAGAAGAGAAACUCAAGGCAAUGAUCCAAGCAGAAUCAGUUGAAUUAUCUGCAAAUAUCGAAAAGGAGAAAGCCGAAAAACUCCUGAAGAGCGUCAACGACCUCAAUCGAGCUAUUUCUUUCUCAAGGCAUACAUCUUUCGAUGAAGAAUUGGAAAAUCAGCUAAUCUCAAAAUCCGUCUUCAUUGAUUCGUUACAGAUGGAACUUAAUCAAGCUAAUGAGCUAUUGACUUCGUCUGAUAAAGCUGUAUCCGACAUCAUAAAUGACAUUCACAAGUUAAAAGAAGAUCUGAAAGAGAAGGAAAAACAGAAUUCUGAUAAAGCAGCUUAUAUAUCAGAACUCGAAGGCGAAAUGAAACAGUUAAAAGAAGAACUUAAGCACGAAACGUGUUUGAACAGAAACGUCGAAACGCUGACAGAUGAGCUAGAGAUAUUAAAGAACGGCUUGGAGGAAGUCAGAGAAAGAGAAAACGAAGCACAGAUUGAGAUUGCAUUGCUGAAAGCAGAGUUGCACCGAGUCAGGGCGAAAAUUGCAGCAUCAGAAGCAUCCGAAGCAAGGGCAGGAAAACUUCAACCUAUCCUGACAGAUGAACUAAUAACCGAAUCUGACAACAAAAAGAGUGAAACCGAUUACAAGAUUACGAUUUCUGUCGAAGAAUACGAAUCGCUGAUCAAGAAAGCUGAGAAAACAAACCAAUCUCCAAGAAAAGAUUUAGAAUUGGAGAUUCUAAAGAAAGAAUUGGAAAGCGCGACAGCGAAAGUGGCGGAGUUCAGGACGCGAGCGGAACAGGCCGGUUCGAGAGCUGAAGCAGCGGAAAAGGCUAAAAUAUCACUUGAAGAACAGCUGAGGAAAUGGAGAGAACAAAAAAAGAGGAGAAAGGCCGCUUUAGCUGCACUCAGGGAGGAAUCUUUGUCGAGGGAAUAUUCUUCUUCAUCGUAUGAUAUUGAUACCAAACCAAGAAGAAGUCAUCAGCCAUUGUACGAGGUUCUUAACAUGAAAUUUUAG